Molecule: messenger RNA, 1074 nt
Organism: Cyprinus carpio (common carp)
Lineage: Eukaryota; Metazoa; Chordata; Actinopteri; Cypriniformes; Cyprinidae
Gene: pmepa1
Product: prostate transmembrane protein, androgen induced 1
Exons: 3
Coding region: 37-624 (195 amino acids)
Biological process (GO): negative regulation of transforming growth factor beta receptor signaling pathway
Cellular component (GO): early endosome membrane; Golgi membrane
Molecular function (GO): R-SMAD binding
Source: RefSeq, a predicted model, not a curated record
CUGGAGUUUGUUCAGAUUCUGGUGAUCGUGGUGGUGAUGAUGAUGAUGGUGGUGGUGAUCACGUGUCUGCUGAAUCACUACAGACUGUCUGCGCAGUCUCUCAUCUCUCGCCACGGACGAGCACGCAGACGACACCUGCCCCUGCCGUCGGAGGGCAGUCUGUGGUGCUCCGAUGGUCCCGGCUCUUCUAGUGCCAUGAGUGAGCAGGUUUACGCUCCUCGACCGCCGGACCCCCAGCGUGAGCGUCUGUCGCGCUUCCAGCCCACGUUCCCGUACCUCCCUCACGCCAUCAUCGACCUCCCGCCCACCAUCUCUCUGUCAGACGGAGAGGAGCCUCCGCCGUACCAGGGCCCCUGUUCCCUUCAGCUGCGGGACCCGGAGCAGCAGCUGGAGCUCAACCGGGAGUCUGUCCGCGCGCCGCCCAACCGCACCGUGUUCGACAGUCCGCUCAUCCCCGCCGAGGGCGCUCCGCCCGCCUACAGCGAGGUCAUCGGUCACUACUACCACCCCACAUCAGUGCCGCGGCUCGCACAGACUCAGUCCGCACCGCCGCCGCUGGUGCAGGGUGUGAUCCACAUCAGCCGCACGGACAGCAGAAACACACGCAAAGCCCAGCACGUCUAACACACACCACGAUGCGGCUUCUCUUCUUCUUCCGUUGUUGCGUUCUCACUCAGACUUUCUAUAAAUAUUUACGUGUUAUUAUUUGUCCUCGACUCUCUUAGUCUCUCUCUGUACUCUGACAACAAGCAAAAACCAUUUCCUUUCAGCCCCUCUCCCCAGGCGAUGGAGAACAGUCGGUCUUCCUUUUAGAAACAUUAAUCAUCGCAGUUCCUCAGACGCUUCUGUUGAAUGUGCAUGACUUCCUCAUGAGAGUCCUGCACAAUAUCUGAUGCUUGUUUGGUUUGGAGAGAGCGGCUGUGUGUUGACUGUUCAGAGUUAAUGUACGUGUGUGUAUAUAGGCUACUAUAUAAAUAUAUCUACUCUACCGCUCAAAGUUUGGGAUCAGUAAGACUUGUAAUGUUUUUAAAGAAGUCUCUUCUGCUCAUCAAAGCUGCAUUUAUUUGAUUAAAA